Molecule: messenger RNA, 3803 nt
Organism: Thalassophryne amazonica
Lineage: Eukaryota; Metazoa; Chordata; Actinopteri; Batrachoidiformes; Batrachoididae
Gene: atp1a3a
Product: ATPase Na+/K+ transporting subunit alpha 3a
Exons: 23
Coding region: 421-3489 (1022 amino acids)
Biological process (GO): potassium ion import across plasma membrane; intracellular potassium ion homeostasis; proton transmembrane transport
Cellular component (GO): membrane
Molecular function (GO): P-type sodium:potassium-exchanging transporter activity; ATP hydrolysis activity; ATP binding
Source: RefSeq, a predicted model, not a curated record
AGAAGAAGCAGGCUGUCCGGCUCUACUUUCCGCCGGCAUCGUCUGCGCCAGUCGUGACGCUGAUGUCCGACGCCUCACCGUCAUUUUAACAUUUUAUCACUAAACAGCGAGCUCUUUUCAUUCUCAUCCGAACGGCCUGCUGCUUCGCCAAGGUGUCCGAUGAAACGUUGCCUUUGUCAACUUACCCGACGCCCGCUGUGCUGAGAAAAUGACAUUUUAGGGCAUUUCGUUAGCUAACUGCGGUUAAUUGAUUAGUCAUCGCGGCGUUAGCUAGCGUCUAGUAAGAAAUAUUUUUUCCUCUUAAAAAUCAGACAAAAGCCUUUUUUCUGUCCCCUCUGCCUGCCUUAAAGCUGCUUGUUCUGGUUGAAUCCAGCUUAAAAUCAAUUCAUCCUCUGAGGAAACCUGAGUGACUGCGCUGAGAUGGGGUACGGACGGUCAGACAGCUACCGCGUGGCCACCACGCAGGACAAGGAUGACAAGGAUUCACCUAAGAAGAAAGGAGGAAAAGAUCUUGAUGACCUCAAGAGAGAAGUUCCCAUAACGGAACACAAAAUGUCUGUUGAAGAAGUUUGCCGGAAAUACAACACUGAUAUUGUACAGGGUUUGACCAAUGCCAGGGCAGCAGAGUACCUAGCCAGGGAUGGACCCAAUGCCCUGACUCCUCCCCCCACAACCCCAGAGUGGGUCAAGUUCUGCCGCCAGCUGUUUGGUGGCUUCUCCAUCUUGCUGUGGAUUGGUGCCAUCCUCUGUUUCCUGGCAUAUGCCAUCCAGGCAGCCACGGAGGAUGAUCCAGCUGGGGAUAAUUUAUAUCUAGGUAUUGUGCUGUCAGCUGUCGUCAUCAUCACCGGCUGCUUCUCAUACUUCCAGGAAGCUAAAAGUUCAAAAAUCAUGGAGUCCUUUAAGAACAUGGUCCCUCAGCAAGCUCUAGUGAUCCGUGAGGGAGAAAAGAUGCAGAUUAAUGCUGAGCAGGUGGUUGCCGGAGAUCUGGUGGAGGUGAAAGGAGGAGACAGGAUUCCUGCUGACCUCCGUAUCAUCUCCUCCCACGGCUGUAAGGUGGAUAACUCUUCACUGACUGGUGAAUCAGAGCCACAGACCAGAUCACCUGACUGCACUCAUGAGAACCCUCUGGAAACCCGCAACAUUGCCUUCUUCUCCACCAAUUGUGUCGAAGGAACAGCACGUGGGAUUGUUGUAUGUACGGGUGAUCGUACAGUGAUGGGACGCAUCGCUACCCUCACCUCAGGCCUGGAGACUGGCAAGACGCCCAUUGCUAAGGAGAUUGAACACUUCAUCCACAUCAUCACGGGUGUGGCCGUCUUUCUGGGUGUGACCUUCUUCAUCCUGUCACUCAUUUUGGGUUACACCUGGCUGGAGGCUGUGAUCUUCCUCAUCGGCAUCAUUGUGGCAAAUGUGCCAGAAGGGCUGCUGGCCACAGUCACGGUGUGUCUUACUCUGACCGCUAAGCGAAUGGCUCGUAAAAACUGCCUGGUAAAGAACUUGGAAGCUGUGGAGACACUGGGCUCCACCUCCACCAUCUGUUCUGACAAAACAGGCACACUGACUCAGAACAGGAUGACCGUGGCCCACAUGUGGUUCGACAACCAGAUCCACGAGGCCGACACCACCGAGGACCAGUCUGGCUCCUCUUUUGACAAGAGCUCCAGUACAUGGGUGGCUUUGGCCCGCAUCGCUGCCCUGUGCAACCGUGCUGUGUUCAAGGCCGGCCAGGAAUCUCUGCCCAUCCUGAAGCGCGAGGUCGCAGGCGAUGCCUCAGAGUCUGCCCUUUUGAAGUGUAUCGAGCUAUCCUGUGGAUCUGUCAAGACCGUGAGGGACAAGAAUAAGAAGGUGGCUGAGAUCCCCUUCAACUCUACCAACAAGUAUCAGCUUUCAAUUCAUGAAACUGAGGAUGAAAAUGACAAUCGUUACCUGCUAGUGAUGAAGGGAGCUCCAGAGAGGAUCCUGGACCGCUGCUCCACCAUCAUGCUGCAGGGCAAAGAGCAGCCCAUGGACGAUGAGAUGAAGGAGGCCUUUCAGAAUGCCUACCUGGAACUGGGAGGACUGGGAGAGAGAGUACUGGGUUUCUGCCACCUUUUCCUGCCAGAGGACAAGUACCCCAAAGGCUUUGCCUUUGACACAGAUGACGUGAACUUUCAGACUGACAACCUUUGUUUCGUGGGUCUCAUGUCUAUGAUUGACCCGCCCCGUGCUGCCGUGCCCGACGCUGUGGGCAAGUGCCGCUCUGCUGGCAUUAAGGUUAUCAUGGUGACAGGCGACCAUCCAAUCACAGCCAAAGCCAUUGCCAAGGGUGUAGGUAUCAUUUCCGAGGGCAAUGAGACUGUUGAAGACAUCGCCGCACGUCUCAACAUCCCUGUCAGCCAAGUCAACCCCAGAGAUGCCAAGGCCUGCGUGAUCCAUGGGACAGAUCUGAAGGACCUCACUCAGGACCAGAUGGAUGAUAUUUUAAAGAACCACACAGAAAUAGUAUUUGCUAGAACCUCUCCACAGCAGAAGCUCAUCAUUGUAGAGGGCUGCCAGAGACAGGGUGCCAUUGUUGCUGUGACUGGUGAUGGUGUGAAUGACUCACCUGCCCUCAAGAAGGCUGACAUUGGUGUAGCCAUGGGAAUCUCUGGCUCUGAUGUGUCCAAACAAGCUGCUGAUAUGAUCCUGUUGGACGACAACUUUGCCUCCAUCGUCACUGGUGUUGAAGAAGGCCGUCUAAUCUUUGACAAUCUGAAGAAGUCCAUUGCCUACACACUGACCAGCAACAUUCCAGAAAUCACUCCGUUCCUCUUCUUCAUCUUGGUCAACAUUCCACUGCCUCUGGGCACCAUCACCAUCCUGUGCAUCGACCUUGGAACUGACAUGGUACCGGCCAUCUCUCUGGCCUAUGAGGCAGCAGAGAGUGAUAUCAUGAAGCGUCAGCCCAGGAACCCACUGAGAGACAAACUGGUCAAUGAGAGACUCAUUAGCAUCGCCUAUGGACAAAUUGGUAUGAUCCAAGCACUUGGUGGAUUCUUUGCUUAUUUUGUCAUCAUGGCGGAAAAUGGCUUCCUGCCAUCUCACCUGGUUGGCAUUCGGCUCAACUGGGACGAUCGUUCCACCAAUGACCUGGAGGACAGCUACGGGCAGCAAUGGACCUAUGAGCAGCGUAAGAUCGUGGAAUUUACUUGCCACACAGCCUUCUUCGUCAGUAUUGUUGUGGUGCAGUGGGCAGACGUCAUCAUCUGCAAGACCAGACGCAACUCUGUGUUCCAGCAGGGCAUGAAGAAUAAGAUUUUGAUCUUUGGUCUUUUUGAGGAAACUGCUCUGGCUGCUUUCCUCUCUUACUGCCCCGGCAUGGAUGUGGCACUACGGAUGUACCCACUCAAGCCCAGUUGGUGGUUCUGUGCGUUUCCGUACAGCUUCCUCAUUUUUGUUUACGAUGAGAUCCGAAAACUCAUACUUCGCCGAAACCCCGGAGGCUGGGUGGAAAAAGAGACAUACUAUUAAACUAUCAAAGUAUCAUUUACUUCUCACCCUGUCCUCCCCUGAAAUCACACCCUCUUCUUCUUCUCUCUCCUCUUUCUCUCAUCAUCCAUCCAUCCAUCCAUCCAUCCAUCUCUUACAAUCUCCAAACUGUGCAACACAUUUGUUUACUCAUUUAACUUUCAACUUCCUCUUUCUCCUUCAACUUCCCAUUUUUAUCUUUCAACAAAAUGUCAAAUAAACGCCAAGAUGAUGAGAGGACCAACGACAAGUAGAGGAGGGGCGGUGGCUUCCUCAAGCAUCCCUGUCCUCUCCGUCCUUCUGUCCCCGUUCUGUUU